This is a messenger RNA of Cyprinodon variegatus (sheepshead minnow), 7731 nucleotides long. RefSeq names its product plexin-B1-like. NCBI's taxonomy places the organism in Eukaryota, Metazoa, Chordata, Actinopteri, Cyprinodontiformes, Cyprinodontidae. Gene Ontology annotation, molecular function: protein binding; semaphorin receptor activity. Bases 262 to 6786 code for a protein of 2174 amino acids. The record is from RefSeq and is a predicted model, not a curated record. Gene Ontology annotation, biological process: semaphorin-plexin signaling pathway involved in axon guidance; axon extension; regulation of cell migration. Gene Ontology annotation, cellular component: semaphorin receptor complex. The transcript has 38 exons.
CCGCGACAGAAAACACCCACUCUCAUUCACUCCUCCGCCCUCUGGACUCUUCUUUUAUUUUUAUUCUAUAUUUUUUUAUUACAUCAUUUGGGGUUAAAACUCUGUAGUUUCUUCCUCUAACGCCGCCUGGUAUUUUGUCCCUCCGCUCUGUAGUGAGGUAGAAGCCAAAUCAGCUGCUAAAACACGCGUGGAUGUGGGUCUGUCUCCCUGCUCACCAUGACCGGCUGAGUCACCAACUUAGCACCUAACAGAUCAUUUGCCAUGCUACAUGGGAAGACUUUGAGCUUCUGUCUUGUUGUCUUCGUCCUUCUCUUCAUAUUGGCUUCCGUCCAUGCUCACUCCUACCCCAAGUUUUCACGCAAUGACACUGAGUUUCAGCACCUGGUGCUUCACCCAAACCCUGCUGUGGGGACGGUGUACCUGGGAGCCAGGAAUCACCUCUUCCAGCUGGAUGGGUUAGAUGGACUCAGGCUUGAGCAAGAAGAGACCACCGGUCCUGUAAGCGACAACAAAGAAUGUCUUCCUCCUGUCAUUGAAAGUAAUUGUCCCCAAGCUAGAAGAACCAGUAAUCACAACAAGCUGCUCCUGGUUGACCCAAAGGCGUUGGAGCUGAUCACAUGUGGCAGUGUCUACCAGGGAUUGUGCCAAAAACGAAGCCUAGGAUCCAUCAAGGAGGUUCUCUUCUCCACUGAAAGUCCUGUGGAUACUCAGUAUGUUGCAGCCAACGACCCGUCAGUGUCAACCAUUGGGUUAGUGGUCAGAGUUCCUGGUGGAGAGAGGACAGUGAUGUACGUGGGUAGGGGCUACACUGCCAACCACCCACCAAUCUCUACACGUCAUCUCUCAUCAAAGCCUAUAUUUUCCUAUGAGGAGACUGCCAAGCUGGUCAUUGCAGGACGCCUGUCGGAGUAUGAUCAUAAUUUUGUAACUGCUUUCACUCGUCACUCGUAUGUGUAUUUCCUCUUUUACCGGCGAGACAUCAGGUCAGUUUCCAGGGACUACCGGACUUACAUGGCUCGGGUGUGUCUGGAGGACACCUCCUACUAUUCAUAUGUAGAAAUUCCCCUCGUCUGUCGAUCUCCAUUUUCUCCUGUGAAAUAUAACAUCCUUCAGGCAGCCCAGGUGGGCCAAGGUACGGGCCAACAAGGCGAAAAUCUGCUGGGAGUCUUCUCCACCCGCACUGGCUCAACAAACAGCCCCUUGGAUUCCUCUGCCCUGUGCGUCUUCCCCCUGGAUGAGCUUGACAAGCACAUUGAUUCCACCCGUGACCUCUGCUACACCCAAAAUGGGUUGGUUGACGGUAGAGAAGAGGUGGCGUACAUAGAGUACGAAGUCAAGUCCAGCUGUGCCAGCCUCCCUCUGAAUACUCUCAAUGCGUACCCUUGUGGUUCUGACCACACCCCCAGUCCCAUGGCGAGCAAAAUACCCCUGGAAGCUAAAGCUGUGUGGCAAACCUCCGCAGCCCGUCUCACCGCCGUUGCAGUCAGUGUCAGAGAGGGACACAGCAUUGCCUUCCUUGGAGAUGCCAAAGGAAUUCUUCACAAGGUUUAUCUUGGCAAGAAUGGGGCAGUGGAGGUAUAUGCAAACUCAACGAUCCAACCCAAUUCCCCUAUCCACAGUGAUCUACUUCUUGACGAUCAGGGCUCACAUAUCUACAUUAUGACCAAAAACACAGUAGAGAAGCGUCCUGUAGCAGAAUGCGGAGAUCACUUGGACUGUUUGUCCUGUCUCUCUGCCAGAGACCCUUACUGCGGUUGGUGUGUCCUUGAAGGACGUUGUGGCCAGCGGUGGGAGUGCCAGCGAGGCUCUUUGCAGGGCCAGUGGUUGUGGAGUUUCAAUCAGACGCAGCAGUGCCUCAGCAUACAGCGCCUCAGCCUCUACAACAUCAGCCGUGGAGAGAAAGCAGAUAUUGCUUUAUCAGUGGAGGGUCUGCCCAGUCUCCAACAAGACGAGGCCUACUCCUGCUUCUUUCAGGACACAGAAACCCCUGCCCUGCUCACCACCACUGGUGUUAUAUGCUCCACGCCGGACGCCAGCAGCCUGCCCCCCAUCAGUCAGGGAGACGAGUUUGUAACCGUGACGUUAACUCUGCGUUUCAUUAACGUGACUGUAGCCGAGACAGAAUUCACCUUCUACAAUUGCAGCCUGGUGCAGGAGCUUUCUGGCCGCAGACCAUGCCAAGGGUGUGUGAGCAGCCGCUGGGGGUGUAACUGGUGUAUCCAUGAGCAUGUCUGCACACAUAAACACACCUGCAGCCAAGGAGUCACCGUCCACAACCGACACUUCACACCACAAACACCCACCAUCCCGCCACCAACUCGAAAUCCAACCCCGUCGCCUCCUUCUGUUCUGACUGCUCCAACAACAACAACAAGAGCCGUUACAACAACACAGUCACCACCCACAGAGACAUCUACCCCCACCACAGCAGCUGUCUCCACAACCACCAUUACAGAAACCCCCACCACCAGCCCCAAUGCUGAAUCCAGCACCUCAGUUUCCUUCUCCACAACUUCCCCUUUUGUCGGGCUCUCCACCCAGACCAGCACGGCAGACACUGAUGUCUCCACAACAGAUGGAAACCUCUCCAGCACAGAGGCAGUCACAAGACAAACUGUUGGUUCUCUCAGUGGCUCGUUAGAAGAUGAGGAAACCUUAAAUGCCACAGAUGGAAUGAGCCACACAUCACUAAGCAGCACCACUGGCUACAUAGACUCUUCGCAGAGAAUGUUAGUCCCUUCUAGUGAAGCCUUGAGUUCUUCCCCUGAGAUAAACCUCACUACUACUAGUGAAGUGGCCCCUUUGAUAGACCACUCUAUCAGCGAGGUCGAGGAGUUCAUUCCUCUGACCACUUCUGAGGAGAAUGUCUCACCUACGAGGAUGAAUGACAGGGAAAAAUCACAGAAAGAACCAGGGGUGGACUCUGAAGUGACUCCAUCUGUCGCCCGUUCGUUCUUCCCGACCCCAUCACCAGAAACAGUUGUUGAUGUCAGUCUUGAAUCUCCAACAAACCUUCAGUCUGAUUCUUCUUUUGAGGCUUUUACUUUGGAAUGCCCGUGUGUGGAGCGGAUACAGGAUUCUUCUCUACUCCCUGUCAACGUGGAGAGAAAGAUCACAUUGGUGGGCCAACACCUCCAUCUUUUUCAGGAUGAGGAUUUGGAUUAUGAGUGUGUGUUGGAUGUGGAGAAUCGGUCCGUAGUGGUUGAGGCCUCCGUAGAACCAGAUGCUGGUCAACCAUCAGUCUUCUUUAUCACCUGUCAGCCACACCAAUACGUUUAUUCCCUACUAAUGGAGGAAUACUCAGCAACAAUCAACGUCAGGAGAAAAAACAACUUCCUGAUUGACAGCGCUGAGGAUCUGCAGGUGACUCUGUUCAACUGUUCAGUGGGCCGAUCAGACUGCAGCAGGUGUCGAACGGCUGACCCAAAGUACGGCUGCGUUUGGUGCGGUGGAGCUUCCAGCUCCAGCUGCGUGUAUCGAGACUCCUGUGCUGAUGAGAUCAAACACACCUGCCCCGCACCUGUCAUUCACUUUUUGGACCCGUUGUCUGGUCCGAUCGAGGGAGGCACAGUGGUGACCAUUUCUGGCUCUAAUCUUGGUCAGAGGGCAGAGGACAUAGAGAGCUCCGUCACAGUGGCCAACGUGCCAUGCACCGUCAUUCACAGCAGAUACGAAGUCUCAUCGAGGAUAGUUUGUGAGACUGCAAGCAGUGGAGGGGAGAUUACAGGCAAUGCCUUUGUCAAAGUAAGAGGAGGAGGAGAUGGGCAAUCAGCUCAGAUGUUCAGUUUUCAGAAUCCAGUUCUUAGCAGCAUUUUUCCUUUAAGAGGACCCAAAGCAGGGGGCUCAUCUCUCACCAUCAGAGGUCGUAAACUGAGGACUGGUCAUCCAAGUGAGGUCGGAGUCCUGAUAGGAGGAGUGCCUUGCACAGUGCUGAACAUCCAGGAGGAUCAGAUCAAAUGUCUGACCAGAGGCAGCAACCGGACAGGAGAGCACAGCAUCAUGGUCCGCUUUGGUGGAGCAGAGCGCCAUCUGCAGGGCUUAGUGUAUCAUUACACCCCAAACCCAAACAUCACAAGGGCAGCUCCAUCUAAAAGCUUCCUCAGUGGAGGGAGGAUCAUCAAAGUCGAAGGCCACAACCUGGAUGUCGUCCAGGAGCCAAAAAUGAGAGUGACCCUCAGUCCGCCUGAUGCUCUGCCUCCCAGACGGAGGAGGAGCAUCAGGAAGAAAAUGAAAGACCACCUAAACAGAGGACAGAAACACAGAGGUCCUCUGAGGAGAUGGAGGAGGAUUGUUCCAGAAGCAAACUGCCCAGAGGGAACACUCUGCAGUGUGAAACAAUAUGAAUCCCGCUGCACAGUUCACAACUCCACUCUCAUCCUGUGUCCGACUCCGGCAGUGGGUUCAGAGGCCAAAGGGGCCAGGGUCAAAGUUCACUUCCUUUUGGACAGCCUCCACUUUGAUUUCAGCAUUGUGGGUGGUGAAACCUUCAGCUAUGAGCCCAACCCCAAGCUGUUUGCCUUGAACACGAACGACCCAAACAAGCCGUACCACCACAAACCCGGCAGCAUCAUCUCUGUCGAGGGAGAAAACCUGGACCUUGCCAUGUACAAGCACGAGGUGGAGGCCCGGAUAGGAGGGGGCUUGUGUGUGGUGAAGACCCUGACCCACAACCACCUGUACUGUGAGCCAACAGCUCAGCAGCCUUCAAUCACAACCAAUAGGAAGCACGAUGGCAUGGAAAGUCUGCCCGAGUUCACUGUGAAAAUGGGAAAUCUGAACUUCUCCCUGGGCAGAGUGCAAUAUGACAUCCAGGCCCAGUCUACAUUUCCUCUGGAGGCUCAGGUGGGAGUCGGGGUGGGAGCGUCUAUCGUAGCUCUCAUCGUGCUCAUCAUCGUGCUUAUUUACAGGAGGAAGAGCAAACAGGCCAUGAGAGACUAUAAGAAAGUACAGAUCCAGCUUGAAAACCUGGAGACCAGUGUGAGGGACCGCUGUAAGAAGGAGUUCACGGACCUGAUGACGGAGAUGAUGGACAUGUCCAGCGAUUUAGUGGGUUCGGGGAUCCCCUUCCUCGACUACCGGGCAUUCGCAGAACGCAUUUUCUUCCCAGGCCACCAGGAGUCGCCACUGAGGCGAGAUCUAGAUGUUCCAGAGAGCCGAAGACAGACUGUGGAGCAGGGCCUGGUUCAGCUGUCCAAUUUGCUCAACAGCAAACUCUUUCUGACCAAAUUUAUUCACACCCUUGAGGCUCAGCGGACCUUUUCCCCCAGGGACCGGGCCUAUGUGGCCUCUCUUCUGACUGUGGCCCUGCACGGAAAACUGGAGUACUUCACAGACAUCCUUAAAACGUUGCUGAAUGACCUGGUGGAACAAUAUGUGGCCAAAAAUCCCAAACUCAUGCUGAGAAGAACGGAAUCAGUGGUGGAGAAACUGCUGACAAACUGGAUGUCCAUUUGUCUCUACACCUUCCUGAGGGAAUCAGCAGGGGAGUCGUUCUACAUGCUGUUCAGAGCAAUAAAACACCAGGUGGACAAGGGACCUGUGGACGCUGUGACCGGAAAAGCCAAGUAUACUCUCAAUGAUAACCGGCUGCUGCGAGAGGACGUGGAAUACCGCACCCUGACUCUGAAUGUUGUGAUACCGGCUGCAACUGCCAGCGGAGGCGCCACCAAUCAGACGGUCCCUGCGAAGGUGUUGGACUGUGACACCAUCACUCAAGUGAAGGAGAAGGUUCUGGAACAAUCCUGGAAAGGAAUGUCUUUUUCACAGAGGCCACACGUAGAUUCCCUACAUCUUGAAUGGCGGGCAGGGGUUGCAGGACAUCUCAUCCUAUCAGAUGAGGACCUGACAUCAGUAGUACAAGGCUCUUGGAAGCGUCUCAAUACAUUACAGCACUACAAGGUCCCUGAUGGCGCAACCGUGGCCCUCGUUCCUAGAAGCAACAAGCAUCACCUUCAUGACAGCCAUGACUAUAUGCCAGGAGAAAAAACCCCCAUGUUGGAUGAUGGGGAGGAAGGUGGCGUGAGGCUUUGGCAUCUGGUGAAAGCCAGUGACGAAUCAGAGUUGCCGAAGCAUAGGAGAGGCAGCAUGAGGGAGAAGGGAGGGGAGCGAGCGAAGGCCAUCCCUGAGAUCUACCUCACACGGCUGCUCUCCAUGAAGGGGACUCUGCAGAAGUUUGUGGAUGAUCUAUUCACUGCCAUCCUGAGCACCAGCCGCCCCGUCCCUCUGGCUGUCAAAUACUUUUUUGACCUGUUGGAUGAGCAGGCCCUGCAGCACGGCAUCACUGACCCAGAGACCAUUCACAUCUGGAAAACUAACAGUUUACCGCUGCGGUUCUGGAUCAAUAUUCUGAAGAAUCCCCAGUUCAUCUUUGACGUGCAGACCUCCGAUCACGUAGACGCUGUGCUGUCUGUCAUCGCUCAGACCUUCAUGGAUUCCUGCACCAUUGCUGACCACAAACUGGGAAGGGAUUCUCCAAUCAACAAGUUGUUGUAUGCCAGAGACAUCCCACGUUACAAACAGAUGGUGGAGAGGUACUAUGCUGACAUCAAACAGACAAUUUCUGCAAGUGACCAGGAGAUGAACUCAGCUCUUGCAGAACUCUCUCGUAAUUAUGCAGCAGAGGUCAACUGCCAUGUAGCUUUACAUGAGCUGUACAAGUACAUCAAUAAAUACUAUGAUCAAAUUAUUACAGCUUUGGAAGAGGAUGCUACUGCGCAAAAGAUGCAGCUCGGUUACAGACUCCAACAGAUUGCUGCUGCUGUGGAAAACAAGGUUACGGACCUAUGACCCUGGUGCCAGGAGUGAUAUUGUCUUGAAUCAUGAAGGGAAAGCCAGAAAAAACUUGUCCAUGAUUUUUUUUUUCAGGAUAAUUAAAAAGGAUAUUUUUAUCUACAGUAAGACCCAGAGAUGACAGCGAAAUAUUGGGACCCAAACUAUGACAUCACUGGAUAGACAUGAGACAAAUUGACUUUAAAGAACCUGAUCUCAUUUCUUGUGAAUAAAAUUGUCGUCUCACUUGGAGAAAAGGGAUUCCACACCAGUAUGGAGUGAAGUUUUGAGAAGAAUGUGGAUUAUAGCACACAUCAAAACAUUUUCCUUUGAUUGGUUUUUCACCUUGGACUUAAUACUUUGAAAGAAAGAUGCAUUCCAUUUUUGGAAAAACAAAUUGUUUGCUUUUUUAAAGGAUGUUAUCUGGAAAAACUGAGCAGAACAUUCCCAUCUAACAAAGUUUGCUUUUAAGAAGGAAUAUUUCACCUUAAAGGUUGACACUGCUGAAUAACUCCUCUUUUAUUUCCAGUCUUACUGACAGGAUACACACAUAGUGACUUCUGUUUUAAGCCUUUAUUUCAAGUCUUACUCUUCAUUUUCUGGUUGUUGUGUUUUUACACUGAUUUUGCUCCAGUAUAUUAUUGGUGCCUUGAUUUUUCAAGGACCUCUGUGGAUCUUCCUUUUUUUUUUAUUUGUUGAUAACAGCUUAGUGGCUCAUCUUCUGAAACGUCGAUGUAUUUUCAAACGUUAUAUUCACUGUUUAAGUUGCCCAAAAUUUGUUUGAUCACCUCCCCUAAACACUUUAUUUAAACUUAUUUUUAUGAUUCUUGUAGUAAUCAAGUUAAUCUUUUUAUGAUUAAAAGCAAGACAAUUUAUUAGUAAAUGAACCAGAACAGCUCAAAUGAAUUCCAUUAUGUUUAUUUAUAUAGUGGCAAUUCACAACACGUCAUCUCAAGGCACUUU